AUGGGUGCAAAGCCGUUACAUAACAUUUGGAUUCGACGCCAGCAAUGCCCUUGUGGGGAUUGGAAGUGUUAUAUUAAAUACGAAGGAGAUGAUGAGGGAGCGGUCCAAUCCCAAUUGGUAAAGAGGGAAACUAUGCUCUCGUCAUUGCAAGAAGUUGUUUUUACUCCAUAUGUUGGUCAGAUUUUUAAAAGUGAUGAUGAAGCUUUUGAAUACUAUAGCAACUUUGCAAGGAAGAGUGGCUUUUCGAUUAGGAAAGCUCGUUCAACAGAAAGUCAAAAUUUAGGAAUUUAUAGAAGGGAUUUUGUUUGUUACCGGUCUGGGUUUAAUCAGCCAAGAAAGAAGGCCAACGUGGAGCACCCCCGAGAUAGAAAAUCAGUACGAUGUGGAUGCGAUGCAAAAAUGUACUUGACAAAGGAGAUUGUUGAUGGUUUGACACAAUGGUAUGUUUCACAGUUUAGUAAUGUUCAUAACCAUGAACUAUUGGAAGACGAUCAAGUCCGCCUACUUCCUGCCUAUAGAAAAAUUGAAGAGGCUGAUCAAGAACGUAUUCUUUUGCUCUCAAAGGCUGGGUUCCCUGUGAAUCGGAUUGUGAAAGUGCUGGAAUUGGAAAAAGGUGUUCAACCAGGGCAGUUACCUUUUAUUGAAAAGGAUGUUAGAAAUUUUGUUCGGACAUGUAAGAAAUCUGUUCAAGAGAAUGAUGUGAUCCUUACAGAGAAGCGGGAGAAUGAACUUAUGGAACUUCUUGAGACAUGCAAGGUGACAGCACAGAGGGAUGACGGAUUUGUUUUCAAUUGUUCUACAGAUGAGAGUGGGAAAGUUGAAAACAUUGCAUGGACUUAUGGAGACUCUAUUCGGGCAUUUUCUGUCUUUGGCGAUGUAGUUAUUUUUGACACCACAUAUCGUUCUAUCACUUAUAAUAUGAUCCUUGGUGUGUGGCUUGGUAUUGACAAUCAUGGCAAACCAGUUUUUCUUGGAUGCACUUUACUUCAAGAUGAGACAUCCAGGUCCUUUUCUUGGGCCUUAAAGGUUUUUGUUAGAUUUAUGAGAGGAAGAUGGCCACAGAUAUUUGUGACUGACAUUGAUGCAGGUCUCAGAGAUGCUAUAUCAAUUGAGAUGCCAAAUACCAAACACAUUAUCUCUAUUUGGAAAGUCCUCUCAAAAAUGUCCAGCUGGUUCUCUUUGCCACUUGGCGUGCAGUACUCAGACUUUAAAUCUGAGUUUGACAUGUUGUGUCAUCAAGAAAAUGUGGAGGAUUUUGAGCAACAGUGGAAUCAUGUGGUUGCUCGCUUUGGAAUUGGUUCAGAUAAACACAUUGAUCUGCUUUUCUCUUAUCGAACAUGUUGGCCAUUUUGCUAUGUUCGUAAUUUCUUCCUAGCACGUACUAUGACUCCUGAGUAUUUAAAAUUGGAGCAGACAUUUUUGAAAAAUAUUCUGAGCGCAGAAUCAUCAUUGCAGUUAUUUUUUAAGCAGGUUGGGAUUGCCGCAAAUUUUGAGAAGCAGAACCGGGAAGAGUUUUUGUAUAUGCCGAUCAAGACAUGUCUCCCUCUGGAAGAACAUGCUCGGACUGUUCUGACGCCUUACGCCUUUAGUGCUUUGCAGCAUGAAAUUGUGUUGUCUAUGCACUAUGCAAUUACAGAAAUGUCUAAUGGCUCAUAUCUAGUGAGGCACUAUAAGAAAAUGGAAGGAGAGUGUCUUGUAUACUGGAUACCUGAGGAUGAGCUAGUUCAUUGUUCUUGUAAAGAAUUUGAACAUUCUGGCAUAUUAUGCAGACAUUCCCUUCGAGUGCUUGUAGUAAAGAACUAUUUUCAAGUCCCAGAAAAAUAUUUUCCACUCAGAUGGCGACUGGAGAGUUCUUUAGUUCCAUUGGAUGAUCAAAUCAUUCAAAACAGCAACAAUGACUGUUCUCAAGCCUUUCAUUCACUUACUGCAACUUUAUUUUCAGAAUCAUUCAUCUCCAGAGAACGUUUUAAUUUUGUUCAUAGAGAACUCACACAACUUCUUGAGCAUGUUCAGAAUAUGCCUGUUAGUGAUGAAGUUGCUUUAAGCAUAGCACCUAACAAUAUCAAUAGAUUAAACAGGUUAAAUAUCAGGUGCGCUAAAAUUCUGAUACAUUCUUGUUCAUUUGUCUCAGGUUGCUCCUUGGAGGACCAAAGGUUACAGGGUCUCGAAUUAACAAAGAGAAACAAGAGAUAUCUGAAUGGCUACAUUGAGAGGGACGACGCUUCUGGUUUCCAUUGGGCUGCUGCUGCUAAUUUGCACUAUUCAUUCUGA
Molecule: messenger RNA, 2271 nt
Organism: Fraxinus pennsylvanica
Lineage: Eukaryota; Viridiplantae; Streptophyta; Magnoliopsida; Lamiales; Oleaceae
Source: the annotation of a GenBank genome assembly